AUGGCGCACGAGGCGUACCGGCAGUGGGUGUGCGCGACGCUGGUGCCGGCGUUCGUGGGCGGGCGGCGCGUGCGGCCGUGCCGGGCCGUGUGCCAGCGCGUCGAGCAGCGCUGCCCCUUCUUCCUGCCGGGCGACCGCGCGCCCAACCUGCCCACGCAGUACGCCGGCGAGCCCACCUUCCUGUGCCUCGAUACCAACAUCCCGGAGACGGGGGAGCAGCGCGAGCGGUCGCUGUUCGCGGACGAGCCGGCGGGCGAGUGCUGCUUCCGGCCGUGCGAGGGCGGCGGCGGCGGCGGCGGGGGUUGGGAAGCGCUCCUCGGUGCUACUCGCGAGCCGCGGUCAGCUGAUAGGCGAGCCGGCGCCGUUGAGGUAGGCAUCCCUUCGGGCGUCGGCGGCAGCGGGCGAGCAUCGGGCGCGGCGCGGCGCGGCGGUCGCAGGCAGUCGGAUCAAUAG
Schistocerca serialis cubense is the source of this 453-nucleotide messenger RNA. It is a transcript of the gene Mid1, whose product is annotated as NALCN channel auxiliary factor 1. Gene Ontology annotation, biological process: calcium ion import across plasma membrane. Bases 1 to 453 code for a protein of 150 amino acids. Lineage: Eukaryota; Metazoa; Arthropoda; Insecta; Orthoptera; Acrididae. Gene Ontology annotation, molecular function: protein binding; stretch-activated, monoatomic cation-selective, calcium channel activity. The record is from RefSeq and is a predicted model, not a curated record. Gene Ontology annotation, cellular component: plasma membrane. The transcript has 4 exons.